Malaclemys terrapin pileata is the source of this 5766-nucleotide messenger RNA. It is a transcript of the gene MINDY1, whose product is annotated as MINDY lysine 48 deubiquitinase 1. Gene Ontology annotation, cellular component: cell periphery; cytosol. The record is from RefSeq and is a predicted model, not a curated record. Gene Ontology annotation, biological process: protein K48-linked deubiquitination. Lineage: Eukaryota; Metazoa; Chordata; Testudines; Emydidae. The coding region runs from base 1731 to 3293 and encodes 520 amino acids. The transcript is spliced from 10 exons. Gene Ontology annotation, molecular function: K48-linked deubiquitinase activity; cysteine-type deubiquitinase activity; cysteine-type carboxypeptidase activity.
AAAUAAAAAAUAAAAAACUUCCUAGAGAAGGCAGCAAAGUAGCAUCAGAGAGUUCCAGGGGCGUGGGGGUGUUUUGGGCACCCCAUGCAGGCAGGAGAGCUUGCAUGCAUCUAUGUGUGUGGGGGGGAGGAAAGAUACAAGGUUUCAGCACAGUAGUGUACAAUCUGGAUUAGUUGCAUUUACAUUUGCACCAAGAGGGGUGGGGAGGGAGAGCAGCGCAGUGCUGACAACAAGACGAAGGUGAGAAAAGUCGUUCCUUGCCCUGAAGCAGCUUCAGAGUGGAAUCUGCAAAGAAACUUUUACACCCAUAUCAGAGAACAGGGUGGAGUCUUGCUACUGGAGCUCCAUCUGACAACUCCAAUGCUGCCGAUACCCCAACCCAGUUAAAUCCCGAAACGGAGAAAAACAGCUACAGAAGAAAAACUGGAAAGGCAAGUCAACGCACUAGGUGGAAAGACCCACAGAUCAGGUCAAAACAAGAUAAGAAAGCACCAGCCCUCUGCUCUGUUGACAUAACCUCAAGGCUAGAGAGAAAAGGACGUUGGGUAAAGAAUUGAGAGGAAUCAGGAGAUUCCAGACCACUGAUAAGGCGAGAAUUAGCCAAACAACCCCACUGACUUUGCUUUUUUUAUUUUAUGACUUAAAAAUACUUUUUGUAGGAAAAUCUUUGCUCUAUAGAUUGAAGGGGCUGGGAACAUACAUUUUCUAUAAUUCCAUCAGGCUCUUUUUGCAAGCUAGUGUUCUGUCUUUGUUUUGUUUUGAGUUAAAUCUCUCCCCUUCUUUCUAGCUUAUUGUUACUUUUCUACACUCAGAAAAGCAUUGAGACGCCAGUUGCAGACACACCUUUUUUUAUUUUUUAAAGGUGAUUUUGAGCUAUAAUUAUCCAAAGUGUGUACACACACACACACACACACACACACACACACAGAGAGAGCAGGUGGAAUAUUGCAUUUCAUCAAUGCUGAGUAAUUGAAUUUAAAACAGGAAAGGAAGAGGGAUUGGGAUUAAUUUGCUUUGAGGAAAUUGAUCAAUAAGGGAUAGGCCAGGGAUCAGUUUGGAAUCAGUUUUUUUGGGGAGGAGGAGACAUUUAAAAAACCAACUUUCAUAGAAACUUCAAAGUGCCUAACAAAGAUUUUUUUUUUUUUUUUUAAUACCUUGGAUUGACCAAGCAGAACUAAAUAGAUUCUGGAACAAGAAUUAGACCGUUUUAAAAGGAGCUAUUUAUUAUAAUCUUAUUCUUUUUAGAUAUACUUUUUUUAUUAAUUUGAACAAAUUUAAUGGGAAGGAAGGGGAAUCUAAAUUAAUAGACAGGAAGAGGAAAGUGCUCUGAACCUGAUAAAUGAAUAAGAGUUCCUUUUGCUUAAAACACACUAGUUUUAUAUCCUUGAAAGGAACAUAGUCCUUGAUUGUUACUGGACAGACUUGACGUGUUUGUAAAGGCUAGGUUGAGACGUGGGGAUUUUUUUUUUUUUUUUUUCAGAAGCAGGUUGUGGUGGUUGUUGUUGGUUACCCCCCUCCAGUCGUGUUCAGUGGAAUCGGCUUCCCUGAGAAUUUGUAGAGUCAGGGACGGGAGCGAAAUACGUGACAGUCAGACUGCAGCGGAAAGUGAACCGGGAUUGCAGCUGGCGCUGCUUGCCGGAGAGGGACCAACCCGCGCGAUCUGCUCCCUGCCCCGGUGAAUGUACUAAGGACACCGAGGGGCACUGUGGAAGGGGUUUUGUCUGGGCCAGAUGGAGCCCCGACUCGAGCAGGUGGAUCCCAUGGCUACGAAAGGGGACGAUGUAAACACGGAAGUCACCACACCUGAAAUCUGCCAAGCCCCUCUGGGGCUAGAGGAGGACGCUGCUGGCAUGGGGGAUGAAACCCAAGCGGCAGCAGGGCAAGGCCGCAUGCUGAAUGGGCAGGGGCUAGGAAGCCCAAAGGGGAUUGGGGUAACGCAUAGCGAGGAGGCUCCUUCUGGGCAGGGCAGCUCGAGCUGCCAGCAGGCCACAGGCCGGGAGCAUGAGGACACCCCGAGGAAGGAUCCGUCCCCGAGAGCAGAGCCCAGUGACGAAGCCAGGCAGCUGGAGCGUGGGGAGCCAGAAGGAAGAGCGGAUCCCAAAGAGAAGCAGCCUCCCCCGAGCGGGAGCAUCCAAACGGGAGGCGUCGACUCCCCGCCGGACGACCCCAUCUCCAGCCUUAGCCCAGGCGCCGCAGAGCAGGCGUCUGACGCCACCAAGGCCCGGCCCCCAGCCGGCGAGCCCGAGCCUGACUUCUACUGUGUGAAGUGGAUCAGCUGGAAAGGGGAGAGGACACCCAUCAUCACCCAGUGUGAGAACGGGCCCUGCCCACUCCUGGCCAUCAUGAACAUCCUGUUCCUGCAGUGGAAGGUGAAGCUCUCCCCCCAGAAGGAAGUGAUCACGUCGGACGAGUUGAUGGCGCAUCUCGGCGACUGCAUCUUAUCCAUCAAACCCCAAGAGAAUUCAGAAGGGCUGCAGCUCAACUUCCAGCAGAACGUCAACGAUGCCAUGAUGGUCCUGCCCAAACUGUCCACGGGGCUCGACGUGAACGUGAGGUUCACGGGCGUCUCCGACUUCGAGUACACCCCGGAGUGCAUUGUCUUUGAUCUCCUGAACGUCCCGCUGUACCACGGGUGGCUGGUGGACCCGCAGAGCCCGGACGCGGCCCAGGCCGUGGGCAAGCUGAGCUACAACCAACUGGUGGAGAAGAUCAUCACCUGCAAGCACUCGAGCGACCCCAACCUGGUCACCGAAGGCCUGAUCGCCGAGCAGUUCCUGGAGUCCACAGCCACCCAGCUGACCUACCACGGGCUGUGCGAGCUCACGGCCGCCGUCAAAGAGGGGGAGCUGAGCGUCUUCUUCAGAAACAACCACUUCAGCACCAUGAUCAAGCACCAGGGCCACCUAUAUCUGCUGGUCACAGACCAGGGCUUCCUGCAGGAGGAGAAGGUGACGUGGGAGAGCCUGCACAAUGUGGAUGGGGACAGCUGCUUCUGUGACGCGGAGUUCCACCUAAGCCACACCCUGGGGAAGGAGGCGGCCGGCAGCUCCCCCCAGGAGCAGAGGCAGGUGGACCAGGACUACAUGAUAGCCCUGUCCUUGCAACAACAGCAGCAAGGCCCCUCUGCCCUGAGCGACCUAGAGCUUGCGCGCCAGCUGCAGCAGGAGGAAUACCAGCAGCAGCAGCAGCAGCCAGCGACGCCUCCUGCGCAGGGGAGAGCUCAGCCGUCCAGCCGGCCGGCCGGGGAACGCAGGCAGAGACACAAACAGGAGUCGGACUGCGUCCUCCUCUAGAGCUGCUCGCCCCCUGCCUACUGCUUUCGGACCCCUCGCCCUCCCCCGGUCCUGCCGCGUCACCGUAAAGACUCCCAGACGACAGCCCCUGCGGGGCUCGCCUCACCUCGCCUCCGGUUCCCCCGCUCGCCGCCCUCCCCAGCACAGGACCCGCAUCCCUAAGAACUCGGUCCUGGCUCCCGCACUGCGGGGGUGAAACCUCGGGCCGUGCUGCUGGUGUUUCCCCGGCCCCUGGCCUGUGCAUCGCAGCGCGUGGGGGCCGGGAGGGACCUCGCAGGGCAGAGUCCAGCUGGGCUGUGCAUCGCCUGGGGUUUCUCCUCGUCCCCGACGCCCUCAGCUGUACCUCGCACUUCUGAGCUCUCACCAAAGAUGCCGAGUGUUCUCCUCUCCCAGCUCACGCCGGGGCCAGGCCCGGGGCUGCUCUCACUCCUGCUGGUACCCUUUGAGCUUCCUCCCUGCAGAGCUCUGUGGUGGAGGCAGAGUUCAGUGAUCAGAGCCCCGACUCCUGGGUUCCAUUCCCAGCUCCGGGAGCGGAGUAGGGUCUAGUGUCUAGAGCAGGGUGGGGCUGGGAGCCCGGACUCCUGGGUUCCAUUCCCAGCUCCGGGAGCGGAGUAGGGUCUAGUGUCUAGAGCAGGGUGGGGCUGGGAGCCCGGACUCCUGGGUUCCAUUCCCAGCUCCGGGAGCGGAGUAGGGUCUAGUGCUUAGAGCAGGGUGGGGCUGGGAGCCCGGACUCCUGGGUUCCAUUCCCAGCUCUGGGAGCGGAGUAGGGUCUAGUGCUUAGAGCAGGGUGGGGCUGGGAGCCAGGACUCCUGGGUUCUAUUCCCAGCUCUUGGAGUGAAGUGGGAUCAGUGCUUAGAGCAGGGUGGGGGUGGCGGUGGGAGCCAGGACUCCUGGGUUCCAUUCCCAGCUCUCACCCUGACUUGCUGUGGGAUGCUGGAGCAAGUUGCUUCCUCCCCCCCCCCCCCCCCCCCCCCCCGUUCCUCCAUUUCUCCAUCUGAUAAAGCGGGGGGCGGAGGGGAGAAAAGGGGGGGAUGGGACCGGUGCACCCACUCCUUCCUCAGAUAGAAGCAGCUGUGAUGCUGUGAAAACACAGAGGCUUAUUUAACAGGGACGAAGCGGCAGCUGCCAGCCUCCCUCGGGCGGGGGCAGCUAACCCACUGAGCGUGCCAGGCAGCUGCCCGGUGCCUCUCGUGAAUUCAGUGCAGGAUCUCUGGGGCAGGGGGAGCCCUUCCAAAGGUGGAGGGACACCCGUGUGUCCCUCUCCUGCCGCAGGUGCAAGGAAUGCUCUGCACGGCCUUGACGCAGACCGGAGGAUGCAGAAGGUCCCCAGGGUGCUAGCCCAUGAGUUGCUGCCUCCUUGUUUCGAUUCUCAUGGCAGGGCGAGCGCAGAAUCUGAACAAGCACAUUUUUCCACCCCUCCCCCUCACUGCUCCUGUGUAGGAGCCGAUCCCAUCUAGUCUCCCCUUGGGCAGGCCCGAUCCUGCACUCAGCGGUGCCGCGGGGAAUUCGGCGGGCAAGGCCGUCGGCUCUAAUUAACUAAGGCAGCGUUGGCUGAGGAGCGGGGGGAUCUGUCGGGUCAGAACUCUCUGUCCAGCCCAGUGACGCGAUCUGAGCUGCAGGAAGCGCAUUGAAAUAAUUACAGAGUAAAGCACUCAGAGCGUAGGAGACAGGGGGUGAGUUUGGAUGUAAAUUCCUUGCUGGCGCUUUCCCUUAGCCCUCUCCACCAUGGCAGCGUCCUCCCUCCAGCAGGGAUGGGUUUAAACCAGGCCCUGUGGAACACAGCCCGAGGAAGGAUGGUGGGUCAUUGCCUGGGCCGAACCUCGUUGGCAUCAGCAGCCACCUAGCUGGGUCGGGGGAGGCACUCGGAGCUUUGCAAGAUGCUGAGUGAUGCAGGACACUCCUGGUCUAGCAGCAGCCAGCAGGAUUUGCAGCUCGAGGGGGGGAGAGUGCGAUUACCCCGGCUCCCGGGUGACUGCACACUGGAUCCCAGCGCCUCCCAGGGAGGAGGAGAAUUGACCGAGAUGCUUGUGGCCAUUCCAGGUCAGCGGUGUCCGAGCCCACAAAAAUGGCCAAUAUCCCACAAAAAGCAUCUCUUGUUCCCGUCCUUUUCUGGUUCUGCCCGAUCCCUCGUCCUCGUCUAGACAGCCUCCCCCCCGGAAAAGUUGCAGUGGGGAGGGGCAUGCUUAGGAAAAGGGAUCAGGGUGGCUACCACGUGUGGGUUAACCCUGCCCCGCUCCUCAUCCUGUGACGUCCCCCACCUCCACCCCGCGGGUUGAAUGGGAUCAGGAUCAAACCUCGAGGAUACGAACGACCCUUCUGCGGUAGGCGCCUGGGCACUCCCUUUGACAGGGGGCUGGGCUCUGUCCCCAAGCUCUGACUCUCUCGGGCUCGACGAGUUUUACUCUUUCUUUUCUACUCGCCGUUAUUUGUAACACUGCCUUAGACGUUUGGAAAUAAACGUGUCUUUCCCUAG